Molecule: messenger RNA, 1965 nt
Organism: Zingiber officinale
Lineage: Eukaryota; Viridiplantae; Streptophyta; Magnoliopsida; Zingiberales; Zingiberaceae
Product: hsp70-Hsp90 organizing protein-like
Exons: 7
Coding region: 62-1795 (577 amino acids)
Molecular function (GO): Hsp90 protein binding
Source: RefSeq, a predicted model, not a curated record
GAAACCCUUGCAGGGCUUCAUAAGCACAAUCGCCUCCCUGCCUUGGUCUCUCUCGCUUGCCAUGGCUGACGCCGCCAAAGCCGAGGGAAACAAGGCCUUCUCCGCCGGCCGCUUCGACGACGCCAUCCUUCACUUUUCCAAGGCCAUCGAGUUCGCUCCCGACAAUCACAUCCUCUACUCCAACCGCUCGGCUGCCUACGCCUCCCUGCAGCGCUACGAUGCCGCACUCGCCGACGCACGCAAGACCGUCGAGAUCAAGCCUGAUUGGGCCAAGGGCUAUAGCCGCCUAGGCGCAGCGCACCUCGGGCUUGGUGAUGUCGACCAGGCUGUCGCCGCGUACGAGAAGGGCCUCGAGCUCGAUCCUGCCAGUGACGCCCUUAAAUCCGGCCUUGCCGAUGCACGCGCCGCCAUGGCCAAGCCCAGGGUCCCGCCUCCGCAAGGAGCGUCCCCCUUCUCCAAGAUCUUCCAGGGGCCUGAGCUAUGGACGAAGCUGACGGCGGAUCCGACCACCAGGGGUUACCUCCAGCAGCCUGAUUUUCUCAACAUGAUCCGCGACAUCCAAAGAAAUCCUAACAACCUCAACAUGCACCUCUCUGAUCCGAGGAUGAUGCAAGUGAUCGGGGUUCUUCUCAACGUGAAGAUGAGGGAGUCCACGGAUGGGAUGGCGAGUGAGACUUCUGAGCCAGAACAAGUAAAAUCACAUCCGGAGCCAGCGAAGAAGGUCCCUGAGCCGGAGCCUGAGCAGCAGUCGGAGCCCAUGGAGGUAUCAGAUGAGGCGAAAGAAACUAAGCAGAUAAAGGCUGAGGCUCAAAAGGCGAAAGAAGCAGGGAAUGCUGCUUACAAGAAAAAGGACUUUGAGACGGCAAUUCAACACUACACUCGUGCAAUGGAGCUUGACGACUGUGACAUUUCCUACCUCACUAACAGAGCUGCAGUCUACUUGGAGAUGGGAAAGUUUGAAGAAUGCAUAAAGGACUGUGACAAAGCUGUUGAGCGUGGAAGAGAACUUCAUUCUGACUUCAAAAUGAUUGCAAGAGCAUUGACUAGGAAAGGGACUGCUCUUACAAAACUUGCCAAAAAUUCUAAAGAUUAUGAGCCUGCUAUUGAAACUUUCCAGAAAGCCCUAACUGAACACAGGAACCCUGACACUUUGAAAAAGCUAAAUGAAGCUGAGAGGGCAAAGAAAGAAUUGGAGCAAGAAGAAUACUUCAAUACUGAACUAGCAGAUGAGGAGCGCGAAAAAGGCAAUGAGCUUUUCAAGCAGCAAAAGUAUCCAGAAGCAGUGAAACAUUAUACUGAAGCUAUAAAAAGGAACCCAAAGGAUCCAAAGGUUUACAGCAAUAGGGCUGCAUGCUAUACCAAGCUGGGCGCUUUGCCAGAAGGUCUAAAAGAUGCAGAGAAGUGCAUUGAGCUGGAUCCAUCCUUUUCUAAAGGAUACACAAGGAAAGGUGCUAUCCAAUUCUUCAUGAAAGAAUACGACAAAGCAUUAGAGACAUAUCAGGAGGGCUUGAAACUUGACUCAAGCAAUCAGGAGUUGUUGGACGGUGUGAGGAGGUGCGUUCAACAAAUCAAUAAAACCAACAGAGGAGAAAUAAGCCCGGAAGAAUUGCAAGAGAGACAGGCAAAGGCCAUGCAGGACCCGGAAAUACAAAAUAUCCUAACAGAUCCUGUCAUGCGACAGGUGUUGAUUGACCUCCAAGAGAACCCUAAGGCUGCACAGGAUCAUCUCAAGAACCCCCAAGUGAUGCAGAAGAUACAAAAGCUUAUGGCGGCUGGAGUCGUUCAAAUGAGAUAGAACGUGAAGUAUGUGGGAGUCGUUGGUCAUCAUUUUGUCUUUUUCAGCUGUGAACAUAAACAUAUUACAAGUGCUUUAUGAUUCCUCCUCCAAGUUAUUGUCUCAGUUAUGCCUUUGUUUUAGUACUUGUUAACUCAGUUUCAUCAUUAUUUUGCGCUUGAUGAUUAAAA